GGAUUUGCAAUUGCGCGCGCUCGAUGACGAUGAGCGUCCACAGCGAGCUUGCCUCUGUCUUAAACAAACUAGAGUUCUACCCGAAGUCCGUUGCUGAACUAUAUAAAGAAGCUUCUCAAAUGCUCUCUUCUGGAAAAUUCUCGGAGGCAGCUGAUAAAGUUGAAGCAGCUCUGAAAGAGCUUGAAGAUUAUCAAGAAGAAGAUAAGCAAACUUGGGGGUUCGCUGAGUUACAACUUCUUUAUGGGAAGUCUCUCUUGGAAAUAAUAAAGUGCUCGUCAAAUAAUGAGGAGAUAUUUGGUCCUAAGGUUCCAAAAGUGGUGGGACUGUGUACUAACUCCGACGAAGUAGAAGAAGAAGAGGAGUCUGCCGAAACAGACGACAGCACCUCAAAACAAUUGAAGGGUGAGACUUCCGGUGAGGAUACCGAAGAGUCUAAAAAUGAAGAAGAUUCUUUAAAUAUUGAAGACAAAGAACAAAUUCAGACUGAGGUGGAAGCUUCUUCGGAAGCUGCUUUACCUGAACAACAACUGAUAGAUGAAGCAAAUUCGGAAGGGGGGAAACAAAGCGAAGAAGAAGAGCAGGAUAUUCGUGAACUAGCUUGGGAACAGUUGGAGUGCGCAAGAGUUAUUCUCACUUCAAAAUUACCAGAGUCAAGGUUGCGUCUUGCUGUCGUCUACGAAACUUUAGGUGAUUUUGGAAUGGAAAACGAUAAUAAUGAACAAGCAGCUGACGACUUUAAAUCAGCUGUCAAGUACUAUGAAGAAGAAGGGUACCAUUCUUCAAGAAUGGUUGGGGGGUUGUAUCAUAGCAUUUACCUAGCACUUCGUUCGGUCGACCCAAACAAUGCAAGGAAAUAUCUAAAGCUUGCUGCGGAUGUUUUCAAAAGACGUAUUGCUGAGAGCAAGGAAAAACUUGGCGACCAGGCAAGAAGAGAUUCUAAAGGAGAUAGAACUAGAAAUAGCUGACUUUGAUUCCAUAAUAUCCAAUCAAGAGAAAGAGAAUAGCACUUUCCAAAAUGACACAGUGACACAGGUAACCAGGGUAGAGCCUCGAAAACGAGCUGAAACCAACAAAGAUUUCAACGUUGAACAAGCUGCUUUAUGUGAAACAUCUGAGGGAGGAAGCCAUGAGUUGGUCCCUAACAAACGAAGCAAGACUUGUGCA
Molecule: messenger RNA, 1164 nt
Organism: Galdieria sulphuraria
Lineage: Eukaryota; Rhodophyta; Bangiophyceae; Galdieriales; Galdieriaceae
Exons: 4
Coding region: 24-965 (313 amino acids)
Biological process (GO): DNA replication-dependent chromatin assembly; CENP-A containing chromatin assembly
Cellular component (GO): nucleoplasm
Molecular function (GO): histone binding
Source: RefSeq, a predicted model, not a curated record